CCAACCUAGUCAAAUCGGCGGAGUAAUCGCGCUGUCCGGCGCGUCUCCCCAAAUUCGCAGGUUACUCCACUUCAUUCCUUGCAGUCUGCUGUAUCAUACUUCUGCUGGCUGCUAUCUCCGACCGAGUCAUCGUCGCCAAUAAUGGCCGACGAUGAAUGCGCCAAUCCGCUCCUUCUUGGGUUUCUGAGGGACUGGUAUGAUACUGCAAGGCAACAAAACUCCAAGAGAGUUACUACCUACAGAAAUGCCUACGAAGCUAUGAGGGUAUGUCCGAUACCCUUUCAGCAUCCUAGUGAAGCGAUCCAACUCAAAGGCCUUGGGCCAGUUCUCUGCGAGAGGCUAACACAAGCUCUGCGAAUCCAUUGCGAGGCCAAUGGUCUCCCGAUGCCGAAAAAGGCAAAACGGCGUCGCGCUCGUGAUGACUUGGACGGAGGGGAGAGCGCCGCUGGGGAAGGAUCAGGAGCUGCCCCGCCACCGAAGAAAAGACGGCCAACCAAAGCCUACAUUCCCAAGAAACGCACCGGCGCAUAUGCGCUCCUAUACGCUCUUUACAAGGGUGAUGGAGAUAUGCUGACUAAAACGGAGCUCAUCGACCGAGCGAGACCGUACUGUGAUUCGUCUUUCGAUGCUCCGGCCGAGGCGGGAAAGUUUUACACUGCCUGGGCCUCCAUGAGGACUCUCAUAAGCAGCAACUAUGUGUAUUUCAGUGGUAACCCGAAGAGGUAUAUGUUGACAGAAGGAGGGGAGGAGGUCGGGAGGGGGAUUCUGGCUGCCGAAGAGGGCUUGGAUCUAGGUCUUGGGGACACCGAUGGCGGUUUUGGGGAGGCAGCCCAAGUUGGAGGUCCCACAGCUAGAGGGGGUGCGACCGCUUCAGGUAGCGUUCCUAGUUCGAGGUCGAAGAGAACCCCUGCCGUGCGUAAUACCUGGGGCGGAGAUGGAAGUGAGGAUAGCAGUGAUGUAGCCCCAUCACGUCACCGACGCCGGGCUGACCCGAGACAUGAGGAGGAUAAUAGACCUAUCUUGCGAAGAAUAUUAGAAGAGCCAGAAGCUAAUUCUAGGGCAUCUGAGGAUGGCCUUGAGCUCAGUGAUUGUGCAAGCACACUUGGGAGGAAUUCCAUGCCGCUUUCCCAGAACACCGGACCAAUCAAUGAUGGGAGACGCUUGCCAGUAGUUCCGUCGGGAUCUCAGACGCCAUCCGUAGCUCCGUUGCCUCGCACUUCCACCGAAAUCGACUUGACGCUCUCCCCGGAGCACCCUUCAGCUACUGUCCUGACACAGAAGAGCAAGUCGAACGCCAAUAUUCCAGCUGUCCCGCAUAGGCACAAGAUUGGAAAUGUCACGUCCCAAGCGUCGUCAAUUACAUCGGUCGAUCGCGGUGCACCCACAUCAUCACGGCCGCAAUCUCGUGCGGGAUCUACGACUGCCUCUCGUGCUGCCUCUGGCAGUAGGUCCACAUUUCCUGACUUCUCACCCGAAAUAGUGAAGGCAGGAUCGUUCACUGUUCAUUUGCUCCUGGACAACCGGGAGGUCCGUACGAAAAAUGACCGCGACUAUAUUCAAGAUAAUCUUAAGACUUGCGGCAUAAACCCAAUCACCCGACCACUCCAAGUUGGCGAUGCAAUGUGGAUUGCCUGCGAGAGGGGUGGUCGUAAUCGUGAAAUUGCUUUGGAUCACAUUGCCGAGCGGAAAAGACUUGACGACCUAGUUGCUUCUAUCAAAGAUGGGCGGUUCCACGAGCAGAAGUUCCGGUUAGCGAAGAGUGGUUUGAAACAUGUGAUUUACAUUAUCGAGGAUUUCACACUUAAAGAGGCCGAUAGAGCAAUGCAAGACGCUAUGAAUACUGCGAUCAGUUCUACACAGGUUGUCGACGGAUUUUUCGUCAAGAGGACAGGCAAACUGGAUGACACUAUACGAUACCUAGUCAGAAUGACGAAGAAGUUAGAAAAGGAGUACGAGACCAAGGAUUUGAGCCUGAUCCCAGACAAUCUCCUUGACUCGAGCACAUACCAAGCCUUUCGCAAGCACCUGAAUGAGAAAUUCCCCGAAAAACAGUUCAACAUAAAUUACUCUAUUUUCUCAACCUUAGUCUCUAAGAGCGCCAGCCUGAACCUCAGAGACGUAUACCUGAAAAUGCUUAUGUGUGUUCGGGGCAUUAGCUUAGACAAGGCGCUCCAGAUUCAAAAGGCGUAUCCCACCCCCAUCGAACUGGUCGAGGCUUAUGAGCGGUGUGCGAGUGAGGAUGAGAUGAAGGAGAUGAUCAUGAAGCAGUCCGCAAGCGCUCUUGGAAGGAAAAAGGUCGGACCGGCUGUCUCGGCAAAGGUGGCAGAGGUAUGGACUGGGGUUGGGGCCCAAGCGGAUCCUGAUGAGGAGGCUGAAGAUAGUGAUUAGGUAGAACUAGUGUAUUUUUUUCAUUUCCUUUCCCUUUACGGAGUAUGGUUAGGCAUUCUUAGUUGAUGCUAGGCUCUAGUGUCUUCACUUUUUCUCCUUCAUUAUAUUUGGUCUAUGCAUUUCUAGGAGCUUAUCUCUUAUAAUCAUUUACAGGUGCUAUGCUAUCUUACUUUUAGAGGUACAAAA
Messenger RNA from Tuber melanosporum (Perigord truffle), 2574 nucleotides. RefSeq lists its product as uncharacterized. Gene Ontology annotation, cellular component: nucleus; Holliday junction resolvase complex. The transcript has 4 exons. Lineage: Eukaryota; Fungi; Ascomycota; Pezizomycetes; Pezizales; Tuberaceae. The record is from RefSeq and is a predicted model, not a curated record. Gene Ontology annotation, molecular function: 3'-flap endonuclease activity; crossover junction DNA endonuclease activity; DNA binding. The coding region runs from base 142 to 2388 and encodes 748 amino acids. Gene Ontology annotation, biological process: resolution of meiotic recombination intermediates; double-strand break repair via break-induced replication; mitotic intra-S DNA damage checkpoint signaling.